CAGGACUGCCGCAGCUGGAUGGAUGGAUACGGUGCCGCCCAGCUCAUGUGUGCUUGUUGUGCCGCUGUGUCUGCUGUGUUGCUGCAGAUCUCUUCAUUCAUCUCACCACAAGCCAAGAUCUCGGUGGACAUGGCUCUGGUGCUGACAAGGCAAGUGCCCGACGAUCCACUGACGCUCGGGAGGAGAGAGGGGAGGGAGGGAAAGGGGCGGAGCGGAAAUUCCAUUACCCGUUCUGUCGUGUGUUUCAGGUGCGGGAGCCUCGUUUGGUCUCGUCUCCACGACAAAACGUCAGCCAGGAAAGUCCGACGACACACACACGACACGACAGGAGCGAAAGCAGCCAAGUGCAGGAAGGUUUUCGUUGUUUCGCCGAGCGUUUCCUCACAAGGGAGAUGGCGCUUGAAGAGAGCACAAUUGCGUCAGACACGGAGGUGCCGUCGAAGUCCCGCCUAUGUCAAGAUCUGCGGCUCACGGAGGCGGAGGAGUCGCUGUUCGAGCUGCUGCUGAAUGUGGUCAGGGACAAGGAUCUUGACACCACGCUGCGUGUGGCGGGCGGCUGGGUACGGGACAAGCUGCUGCACUUGGGGGACACCGCCUCGCACGACAUCGACAUUUCUGUGGAGGGAAUGCUGGGGCGCCAGUUCGCCGAGCACCUCAAUGAGUGAGUGAGCGAGGGAGUAGUGGACGCACUCCUGGAAGGGCCGCCGUCAGUGUGUGUGUGUGUGUGUGUGUGUACACAUGCAGCUGGUUGAAGACCCGUGGGCUCCCGCCCCGCAAGAUAGGCGUGAUGGCGGGGAACCCCGAGUCGAAUAAGCCUGAGAGGGCGACGCUCAGGCUGAAGGGUGUUCAGGUGGAUUUCGUCAACCUGAGGACCGACUUCGGCACGGAGGACUCGGGGAUGCCCUCGGUUUGCCAGACAGGCAAACCUGGAGGAGCUUCUGUCGCCUGUGUGGUCGACGCCUAUCCUCGAGACCUGACGAUCAAUGCCCUCUUCUACAACCUGCACGACAAGAAAGUGGAAGACUUCACCGGUCGGUCUGUGAAAAGAGUGACGGACAGAGAGACAGGCCGCUGACUGAUCCACGCUGCGCUGUGCUGCGUUGUACUGCAGGUCGUGGUAUCGAGGAUCUGAGAGAUGGUGUCCUGCGAACACCACUGGACCCCGCCAAAGCGCUGCUCGAAAACCCCCUGUGCGUGCUCAGGACCAUCAGGUGAACGCACAGACAUCUGAUGGCUGCCGCAUCUGAGUCACCCGGCACAUGUCAUAUGUGCUUUGAUCGGGCUUUGCAGAUUUGCGUCUCGUUUCGGUUUUCGCAUCUCGCGUGAGCUCGAGACAGCCUGCCGCGAUGCGGGGGUACACCAAGCGCUCGCAGACAAGGUAAGGUGGUGACGAACUGCACACACAGGCAUAUCACAUCACACAUGACUGAUGGCGGGCACACGCUGUCUGUCUGCAGGUCUCCCGGGAGCGCAUAGGUGCCGAGCUGGACAAGAUGAUGAGCUGCAGCGACCCUGUUCAGUGUCCCUGGCAGCUGCUCACCUCCUUCGGGCUGGCCCCCGUCCACUUCUUGCAGCCAGACAGGAUACAGUGGAGCCCCGAGCUGCUCGACCGCUACGUGAGGUCCUCAAAGUCGCCCAACCAGAUGUGUGUUGACGGGGUCCUCAGCGAUGGCCUGAUGACCGUCAAGAAUCUGCACAGUGUGAUGAAACAGUAUGUCAUCAACGACGCACACUCGACGUACUUCCGGGCACAGAAAGGGGGAUUGUGUUGUGUGUGUGUGUGGGUUUGUAGGUUUGUUGAGCAGUGGGAGCCUGAUGAGAAGAAAUUGAUGAGCUACGCGGCAUUCCACGCGCCCCUCGCCGGUCCGAACACACACAGAGACUCAUUGACUCACGUGAAGGCACACACAUCUGGAACGAACGCACUGCUUCAUCUGGACCAGGUCUCUCUCUCUGUGUGUGUGUCUGAUUACUUACCGUUUGUGUGCGUGUGCAGGUCUGCAUUAUAAGGUUGACAAAGGCAGACCCGCGCCCCUUAUCAGCCACCUUCUGGGCAGCCGUCUCAAGCUGCCAAGACAGGUCGCACAACGGUGAGAGGCUGAGCAGACCACGACAGACCGAGCAACACACAGCACCUCCAGAGUACCCUCCAACUGCUUCCUUUCUUGUUGUGUAUUCAGCGUGGCUCUCAUCUUGUCGACAGCUCUCGAGUUCCAGCGACUCGUCGGGGAGCGGGCCGAGGGAGCCUGCCCGCCGCCUCCAAAGACCGACGCAGCCGCCCGAUCUUCUGCUGCAUCUCAGCGGUCGCAGUACGGCCGAGUGGAUCUGGGCCUCAUAGUCAGAAGAGCGGGGCAGCUGUGGAAGGUACGCACAUACACACACACACAGAGCAAGCAAGCAGCACUCGCGCUACCGACCUCUUGUGUGUAUUGUGUGUCCCCAGGCAUCCCUGGCGGUGGCAAUGGCCGGGGCCAUCGGCAAAACGCCCCUCGAGUCAGCCCAGCACCUGAUGUCCGGCUACAGGGCCGUUGAGGAGGCCGUCGAUGACUUCGGCCUCAUCGGUGUGUGGCUGCGAGAUCCGCCUCUGGGCGGGAAGGCGGUCAAGGAUGUUCUGCCUUGUCUGCCGACGGGGCCCGAGCUCAACGAGAUAAUGAAGGAGGUAAUGGACUCGCAGGUGGUGUGGAUGCUGGCGCACCCUGACGGCACGGCCGAUGAGUGCAGCGAGUUCAUCAAAAGCGAAUUCGGUCGGUUCUGUGGCGUAUCACGCGCCGAGAGCCUCACGUCCUUGAGAUACUACCGCUACGUCAGAGAUGAGAGCCCCGAUGAUUCCUCACUCUAUGGCGAGAUCAGCCAAAGCGGAGAGUUCAGCAGCGAAGAGAUGUUCGGCCCUGUGGUGGUGUCGUUUGAUAUCGACGGCACCCUGGCGAAGAUCGAGAAGCGACUGGCGCUCAGACGGGUGCGUCUCUGGACACACACGACAGGACAGAGGGAACACGGGACGUCCUGUUGUGCUGCCUGUGUUGUGUUGUCACUGUCACUGUGUGUGCGGUCAGGUCCACCGAAGCCAGAAGGAUUGGGACGUGAUACUUAGUGGCGACAACUACUACCUCGAUGAGGUCAGUCAGUGACUCGUGGGCACACGAGACGCUCCAUUCGCAUGAUACACAUGCCUGCCUGCCUUCUGUGCUGUCUGUCAUCUUUCGCUGCGGUGCCGCGUCAUCGACACGACAGCCGAUUCCUGAAGCCCGUGGUACGAGCAGACUGGCUAAUGAUCGAUGCACCCACAGCUGAGUCUGCUGCUGCGUUCAGCUUUCCUGCAACAGCUCGUCCAGCUGACCAGACACCAUCCCACUGCCCCCUCCCCACCGGCCGACGGCGACCCUCCCUCGUCGCCCAUCACCAUUGUCUAUCUAUCGGGCCGUCGAGCGGGCACAGAGGUGCAGACCUCACAAUGGCUGGCGGCCCACGGCUUCCCACAUGGCGUGAUAUUCCACCGCCCCAAGGGCGUCAAGGGGGGUCUGUUCAAGGAGCGUGUCUUGAGGUGCCUCCACCAGCCGCCAAUGAGGCACGUCAUCGCUCAUGUGGGCGACCGGCCGAUGGAGGAUGCUCUGGCCGCUGUCAAGACAGGUCGGUGCACAUACACACACACACACACGGACGGAGGCAGACAGCUGGAUGUGAUAUGUGGCGGCUUCUGUUGCGUGCGCGGCAGGGGUGCGGCCCGUCUUGAUUGCACCGAACGAGUGGACGGGCAGGGCCCAUUCGGCGUCUCAGGAGUGCAAUCGGCCGGCUGGAUGGGUGAAGAGAUCGACGCUCGAGAGCAUCGUGGUGGCGCUGCUGGACGACGAGAGCCGUGAGGGCAAGCAGCCGUCGAGGAGCUCGCGGGAGGUGGCCGAGGGGCGCUCUUUGCUGCGCGAGUCGCCUUACUGGUCGAGUGGUUCGUGUGCUGACUUCUUCGCCCUCAAUAUGGCAGCGGACUUCUGGGCACAUAUCAACACAGAGAGAGCGGGGGUGGGUCGUGCGAGUGAGGAGUGACCAGGGCGGGAAUCAUUGUGUGUUUUUCAAGUGAUGGGUUCAGUACAUUGUCGAUGUGUGAAUAAAUUGUUUGUCCAAUGCACUGGGGAUGUGUUCGUUGAGCGGUUACAGCUGGACACAGCUAGACACAAUACAGUACACGCACAGUGAAUGUCCAUUGCUCAGCC
Molecule: messenger RNA, 4202 nt
Organism: Vitrella brassicaformis
Lineage: Eukaryota; Vitrellaceae
Source: the annotation of a GenBank genome assembly